UCCACCAAAAAGCAGUGCCAAGACCCCGGUCGAACCAAUCCCCGUCGAUCCAGCCAGUCUCUGAAGCUCCUGGUCCGACAUGAGACUUCACGACCGUGAUAACGACGAGAACGCACACACAGCCACACAAUUCACCACCCGCUAUGGUGACGACAAACCAAUGCGUCGCCUCAUUGGCGAGGCUGAAUCUAUCAUCCAUGGCGAGACCAACCGCGGCCACAAUACCUAGAUUAUUGGCGCCCUCAUCGACGUCCCAGGUGCGAUGGAAGAGUGUAGGCACACGAGCCAUGCAGGCACGUGAGAGGGAAAAGGAAAAGUUGAAGAAGAAGCGGAGGCAGCAGCGGUUCAAAGAGUACAAAUACGCGGCGCCAAGCAGAGAAGAGCAGUUUUCGCUAUGCGAUGCUAUGAGAUAUCUACGAGCUGCCGAGGUCGGCCGUCCCCCUUCGUCAGCAACAUACGAGCUCGCGCUCAAGGUCCGCACCAUCAAAAACGGUCCCGUACUCCGCGACCGCAUACGGCUACCGUUCCCCGUCAAAAACGACACGCGGAUUGCCGUCAUCUGCAAAGAGAACAGCGGCGCCGCCCACGAAGCAAAGGCUGCCGGAGCCGUGGCUUUCGGCGAGGAGUCUCUCUUCGAAAUGAUCAAGGCGAAUCCCAACAAGCUGCCCUUCAACCGGCUCAUCUGCCACGCUGAUUCCGAGCCCGCGCUCAAGAAGGCCAAUCUCGGGCGUAUACUAGGUCCGAAGGGAUUGAUGCCCUCGCUGAAAACGAACACGAUUACCAAGAGCGUGGUAUCGAUGAUGCACGACAUGGUGGGCGCCGAGAACUACAGGGAGAAGAUCGGCGCCAUCCGCAUGCCCAUUGGCAAUAUCCAGUUCACGCCCAGGAUGCUCUCGGAGAAUAUCAAGACUAUGAUUAAUUCCGUCAAGGGCAAUAUCACGGUACUCGAGGACCGCGUCAGGAAGGAUCUCGUCGAGGUCGUGCUCACGUCGACGAGCGGGCCUGGAUUCAGUUUGAAUGGACUGUUUGUGUCUACGGAUAAGGAUCUUACACCGGCUCAUUUAAGCACGGCUAUGUAGAUGUAGAUGGUUGUGUCGCUUUUGUUGAUAUAGAGAGCGGGUUACAAUAGCACUGUAUAAAAGUGUAUCAUACC
Xylaria bambusicola is the source of this 1153-nucleotide messenger RNA. RefSeq names its product 50S ribosomal protein L1. Lineage: Eukaryota; Fungi; Ascomycota; Sordariomycetes; Xylariales; Xylariaceae. The transcript has 2 exons. The record is from RefSeq and is a predicted model, not a curated record. Bases 144 to 1079 code for a protein of 311 amino acids.